UAGGACUAUAGUUCUGUUUACUAACAUAGUGAACGGAAAUUUACUUUACUUUCGAGAUAUAUCAGACAUUAGUGAACAUAAUUAUAAAUAUCAAUGGAGUAAUAAGAAUUAAUUCUCGUCUAUUUUGUACUUGAACAUUUCUUGUUGGAUUUCAGAUUAAACAGUAAUCCUGGCGGACAACGAUAAAUUCGUGACUUAUCCGGGGCCUUACCAGCCUUCGAGAAUAGUGGGGAACCUUUCUUCUGAAUCUUCAGACCUUGAUUUUGUGUAUAAUGAUGCCGAUGAACAUGUUAAUGAAAUGGCAGAAUUAUAUAGCUAUACAGAGGAGGCUGAUUUUUUUAUUCACAAAAAAGCAUUUGAAGACUUAAUGGAAGAAUAUGGUUUACCUAUUCGAUGGACAUCUAUGAAUGACAAACAGAAAGAAAAGGCAAUUCUACGUCUUCUUGACUCUAUAGAAAUGUCUCAACGAUCUACUAGAAUGCAAGCAGCUAGAGCAGUUUUGUAUUUAGUUCAAGGAGUUUUUGGUGAUUGCCUUGUCUUAGAGACACAAGCUGAACUGGCACGAGCAAAUGUUUUUCUUUUGUACAAUUAUGGUUUUUUCCAUACUUUUGUACAACUUUUAAAUAUGGAAAUUGAAAAUAGUAGUGCUGCAACAUCUGCAUUAAGAAAACCGGCUGUAUCUUUAGGAGAUAGUACUGAUAUUCGCAUCAUUUUGAAUGUUUUGUACACUUUUGUUGAAGUCAUGCGUGUUGAAGUGGAAUCAGAUACAGAUGAGAUGAAAAAAUGCAGAGAAACUUUUCAGAAAGAAAUAGGCUUACCUUUAUUAGGGGAGGAUCUUCUAGCUCAUGUUUUAUUUCAAAUGGUUACAAGAUUCUGUAGUGGUAGUGCACCUCACUUUCCAAUCAAAAAGAUUUUACUCUUGCUGUGGAAAACAAUUUUGGUCUCAUUAGGUGGAACAGAUGAGUUACGGAGAUUAAAAGCAAAAUAUCGUGCUGAAGCCGGUUUACCACCAGUUCCUGAUGAUACUAUUGAAGUUACAAGAACUAUGAGAGCAGCAUCUCCUCCUGCCUCUGCAGCUGAUCUGAUUGAAUCUCAACAAUCAAGAAAGAACUACAGACAAUUCAGACGUCAACAAAGUUUGGUGAAGCAGAAUAGUAUGGAUGAAGCAUAUCAAGACUUAGAUGGAGAUUCUUUGUCAGGACCUGAUGAUGAGCUGCGUUAUAUUGAAGAGCAUCAAGCUCAAGCUGUUGGAGAGGAUGAAUAUAGACCUCCAACUCCACGACCUUCAACACCACUGCCAACAUCAGCAUCAGAUCAAAAUAAUUCUGCUUCAAAUAAAGGACUUCCAUGGGUUCCCAAAGUUCGAACGAAAGAUAUUAUGAAUUUUUUAGAUCAUACAAGAAUAAAAUUUGUUGGAUUUCAGUUAAACAAUGACCAGACAUCUUUGGCUGGACUUCCUCUUCCUAUACAUGAAGGACUUAAAGUUUUAAAACAGCAUAUGUAUAUAUCCCUAGCAGAAGUUCAAAUAAAGAAAGAAGAGGAAAUUGCAAAAUUACCUUUAUCAAAAAAAGAAACUUGUAUACCCCAAACGCCUGUUGAAAUAUUAUACCAAGCAAUUCUACCAAGUUUGCCGCAGUACAUGAUUGCUUUGUUGAAAAUACUGUUGGCUGCAGCGCCUACUUCAAAAGCUAAAACUGAAUCGAUCAAUAUUAUGGCUGAUGUUUUACCUGAAGAGAUGCCGAUGACAGUUAUUCAAUCUCUUAAGUUAGGAAUUGAUGUUAACCGCCACAAAGAAAUUAUUGUAAAAGCCAUAUCAGGAAUUAUUUUGUUAUUGUUGAAGCAUCUGAAGAUAAACCAUGUUUAUCAGUUCGAAUACAUGAGCCAACAACUUAUGUUUGCUAAUUGCAUUCCACUGGUUCUCAAGUUUUUCAAUCAAAAUAUUAUGUCUUACGUAGGUGCAAAAAAUACAAUCUCUGUAAUUGAUUUCCCAGCGUGUGUUAUUGGUGAAACACCAGAAGUAACAGAAGAAACUUUGGAAAUGGGAGAUCAACAGCCUUAUUGCUGGCGAAAUUUAUUCACCUGCAUUAACCUGCUGCGCUUACUAAAUAAACUUACGAAAUUAAAGCAUUCAAGAAUUAUGAUGUUGGUUGUUUUUAAAUCAGCUCCAAUUUUAAAACGUGCUUUGAAAGUGAAACAUGGAAUGAUGCAGCUUUACGUCUUGAAGUUGCUAAAAAUGCAAAUGCGUUACCUUGGGAGGCAGUGGCGCAAAAGUAACAUGAAGACUAUGUCUGCAAUUUAUCAGAAAGUUCGGCACAUGUUGAAUGAUGACUGGGCCUAUGGAAAUGACUUAGAUGCUAGACCAUGGGACUACCAAGCUGAAGAAUUUGCAUUACAAGCAAGCAUUAAUCGCUUUCAUAAUAGAAGAUAUGAUCGUUCUGGAUCACUUUGCAAUGAUCCUGAUUAUCAAGCAGUUGAUAACAAUAUCUUAAGUGUAUUAGGCAGAGAAAUCGAAUUAACUGAUGAUUUUAAAUAUCAUUAUGAAUCAUGGCUUAAGCGAGAAGUGUUCCAACUGUCAACUGAUUGGGAUCAACUUCUGAAUUCACAAUAUUUGUAACAUGUAGAAGUAAUUUCAUAUUUUGUACAUUCAUUAAUAUUAUUAUUCAUUUGAGAGAAAGGAGUUUUUCAGGAUGUUUAUCAAACGAAAUUUCAGAGAAAUUAAGUUCUUAUAAAAUUACACUUUAUUCUGUAGCUUUUUGUGGAAAUAUAUUUAAUAUGCUUGGUGUUUGUUAUUAAAAGUUCGCCUAUCUUUAGUAAUGUGGUCAAUGUAGCAUAAUAAGGAAUUUCACAUAUGCAAAAAUCAGCUCAAGAACUGUUUCCUAAAAAACUUCAUUUCUAAGCAUAAUGUGACAAAUCAUAUUGUGUAUAACAGUUUUUGACAGAUAUUGCAUUCAACUUCAAAGUAUACUUUUCUGAUAUUUCAGUAUGUUAAUUAUCAUUAUCUGCAGUUAUAAGAAUAAAAUAGAAGUUGUAAAAAAGUUUGUUUCAUACCUCUGUAUUGUUUUCCAUUGACAACGUCAAUUACUGCUGAUAAUUUGAUGAAAGGCGACUAAUUUUCUGUGAAAAUAUGUGAACUUUAAUUUGUAGUCAUUCUUCUAUCAUUGCUCAAUGCAAUUUUCAAAUAAUUUUUUCAGAUAAAAUAUUCACCGAUUUUUGACAAUAUAUUUGUAUUGAAUAAUUAAGCAUUUGCGUUAGCGAAAUUUGGUUUAAAAAACUCCAUAUUAUUUAUUGCCAUUAUUUAUAGAAUUUUUUACUAUUAUAAAAAUUAUAUAGUGUAUUUUUUAUGAAAGUGCAUUUGUAAAAUGAGCUAUCACUUAAUAAAAAAAACUGAUUGGAUGAUGACAUUUCUUAAAAAGUA
Messenger RNA from Argiope bruennichi, 3415 nucleotides. It is a transcript of the gene Strip, whose product is annotated as striatin-interacting protein 1-like. Gene Ontology annotation, cellular component: cytosol. The record is from RefSeq and is a predicted model, not a curated record. The transcript has 16 exons. Gene Ontology annotation, biological process: cytoskeleton organization. Lineage: Eukaryota; Metazoa; Arthropoda; Arachnida; Araneae; Araneidae. The coding region runs from base 299 to 2614 and encodes 771 amino acids.